AUGCACUCUCUCACGCGUCUCACUCACUCUCUCACGCGCCCUCUCUCACGCGCCCUCUCUCACGCGUCUGACGCGCUCUCUCACGCGCUCUCUCAUGCGCUCUCGUGCGCUCUCUCAUGUGCUCUCUCACACGCUCUCUCACGCGCUCUCUCACGCGCUCUCUCACGCGCUCUCACGCGCUCUCUCAUGCUCUCUCUCAUGCUCUCUCUCACGCGCUCCCUCUCGCGCUCUCUCACGCGCUCCCUCUCGCACUCUCUCACGCGGACUCUCAUGCGCUCUCUCACGCUAUCUCUCACGCUCUCUCUCACGCGCUCUCUCACGCGCUCUCUCACGCCCUCUCUCACGCCCUCUCUCACGUGCGCUCUCGCUCGCGCUUUCACGCGUCUCUCAUGCGCUCUCUCACACGUCUCUCACGCGCUCUCUCACGCGCUCUCUCACGUGUCUCACUCGCUCUCUCACGCGCCCUCUCAUGCGCCCUCUCUCACGCGUCUGACGCGCUCUCUCACGCGCUCUCUCAUGCGCUCUCCCACGUAUCCGAUUAGCUCGGACUCAGGUCUCUUUCCCCCCCCACCUCCCCUUUCAGGUCUUUUUCCCCCCUCCCCACUUGCCAGCACUGACUCA
Messenger RNA from Closterium sp. Naga37s-1, 621 nucleotides. The record is from the annotation of a GenBank genome assembly. NCBI's taxonomy places the organism in Eukaryota, Viridiplantae, Streptophyta, Zygnematophyceae, Desmidiales, Closteriaceae.